Molecule: messenger RNA, 2349 nt
Organism: Aspergillus ibericus CBS 121593
Lineage: Eukaryota; Fungi; Ascomycota; Eurotiomycetes; Eurotiales; Aspergillaceae
Exons: 3
Coding region: 1-2349 (782 amino acids)
Source: RefSeq, a predicted model, not a curated record
AUGCCUCUGCUAUACGUGCGGGCUGUCGUCCCCUUCGAGGCCGGGGCCAAUGCAACCGACGUGCUCAUCAACGAAGUGCACUUCAAUCGCACCGCACUGGACUACUAUCAUUACACCCUCUUCAGCAACGGGACCCUUUCGAACGGCACGGACUGCUAUCUCGCGUUUGAUGAAUUUCAACCGCACAUGUCCGCCAAUGGUUCUUUCGUGAAAGGCACCUCGUGCUAUGCCCCCAUUCGCGAUCUGGGGCAACAUGCUUCGGCCGGUCUGGCGUUUGCGUUGAUGUUUGGCAUCUCCAUUGCCAUCACCUUGAUCAACCUGCGCAAACAUGGUCGACGAUACCUGCCUGUCGAUCGCCGGUGGUAUAUCAUGGGCCGUCGGGGGAAGUGGAUCUGGAUGCUGUUCAUCGCCGCCUGUGGAGCGAUUAGUUGCUUCAUGAGCAUCGACGUGGACCGAGACUAUAUCGUCAGCACCCCCUUGAUCUUGCAGAGUGUCUUCUAUACGCUCCUUACUCCGGGGAUGAUGGCGGCUGUCUGGGAGGGAGUACGACAUUGGGGCUCGUGGCAAGAACGGCAGAUCUACGACCGGGAUCCGUAUGCGUUUCAGGUAUCGAACAGCCGGGAGGGCCAGGAGUUUGUGCUCCCGAUCCUCUUCUACGCCUGCGCUUUCGCCAACUUCUUCCUGACCGUUCCGCGCUCGUGGACGCCCAUCGAGAUGCAGCGCAGUCCUGAACAACAGAUCACCCAUGCCAAACCGGUCGCUACCGAUGUCCGGUGGCGGGCCGCCGGCUUCGUCGCGAUGGGCGGCGUUCUGGUGAUCUGCUACAGCCUGGAGCACAGCAUCUACCGCUACCGGAUGCGGCCGACCAGCACAAUGGGCCAGCUGCUAUUCUACCUGAAUGCCGCGCCAUCUCAGUUCCUGGUGGCCAUUGCCUUACUUGGAGUGAAGAUCGGGUACGCCAUUGCCUCGGCGUUUGACUGGACGGUGUCGCCCUUGAAAUACGGAGUGAACUCGGGCUGGCUGUACGGACUGGGAUACACGCCGCCGCUACUGCUGCUGAUCCUCUUCAACAUCUGUGGGCUCUGUGAGCUCAACGACGACCAGGCGUUGAUCGCCCAGCGAGACGAAUUCGACCAUGCCGUGGCGGAUGACGUGGGAGUCGGGCAGCGGAAGCUCAGCUGGUGGAAGAAAGGCCGGGCCUUGGUUCGGGAAAUCAGGGAUCCCCGCCGAGACCGAUCCUCGCAGGAUGAGCGGGACAUGAGCCGGUACGUGGAGAUGGGCAUUAUCAAACCGGCGGAACAAGGGCCGCAGGGUGGUCCCAAGCCGGAGACGUGGGUGACGACACGUACCGCCAGUCAGGGCAGUGAAUCCACGACUGUGGCGCGGACGGACAGUGGUCCUGAUCUCGCGCAGCAUAUCGAGUAUACCGUGCCCGGGAACCUGUCCCGGAGUUCUUCCAAUGAGAUGGGGAUGAUACCGAGGCAGACCGAGCGGAGCAUGCUGGCUUCGAGCUCGAUUCAUCUCCACCACCAUUACUUCAACCAGCAUCUACACCACAUUUACCAAAUGGAACCCGAAAAGCGCAAAUACACCGCGGGGCCCUCCCUCCCCGACAACUCCGACGCCCCCAAACGCCGCAAAGUCAUCGGUCCCGCAUUCCCACCCCCCGCCGACACUACCGAGAACAAUUCCCCCUCCGACGACGACGAUGACAGCUCCGAUGACGACGACUUCGGCCCCAGCCUCCCACCCCCCGAAGGCACCCUCCCCACCACCAGCAGCAGCAACUCCGACCCCAUCCCCACCGAAACCACCACGGCCCCGAAACCCCCCCAGCGCGACGCCUGGAUGCUCGAACCCAUCGACGGCGCGAACCGCUCCUCCCGCGUCGACCCGACCAAGCUCCGCAACCGGAAAUUCCAAACCGGUCGGGCGGCGAAUACCACCCCCGGUGGUGGCGGAGUGGAUGUCUCUUGGACGGAAACGCCCGAGCAGAAGAUGAAGCGGUUGCAGGAUGAGGUGCUGGGCGUGCAGACUCGGCCCGGGGUAGCUGCUGCGGGGGCAGGGGAUUCGGGGGCGCGUGGCGCGCAGCCGUCUCGGGCGAUGCAGGAGAAGAUUCAUCGGUUUAAUGAGGAGAAGAGGAAGGGUGAGGCGGCGGAGGCAGCGGAGCGGGCGGCCCGGGAGGCGGAGAAUGGGAAGAAGGAAGAGGAGGAUGAUCCGAGUGCGCGGGCGUUUGACAAGGAGAAGGAUAUGUCGUUGUCGUCGAAGAUUACGCAUGCGCAGAGGAGGGAGAUGAUGAGUAAGGCGGCGGAUUUUGGGUCGCGGUUUACGAGUGGGAAGUUUUUGUGA